GAGUACGGUAUUCUUAAGCUAAGAUGAAACCUCCGAUCUCCAUAUGAUUGAUCCGAAAGUCGGCGUCUGAUGGAAACUAACUUAAACUGUGCCAAUCGCCUAAAUUAGGAACUCUCAUUGGUGUCCAGAUGAUAAUAUAAAAGAAAAUGGGUUGCAAUGGAAGCAGAAUGGAUUAAAGAACUAUUCUCCAUCAUCUUGGACAUCUAGUCAUGUAUAGGAACUCUUGUGGAUGUGUCAUCACCAUGUGACCAUGGAGAAUGGUGAUGUAAUCGACAUCGAUGACCUCCUUGGAGUGUCAUCUCCUGAUACAUCACUUCCUCUUGAAGAAUACAACCUUGAUGAUUUCUUGGACACUGUUCUUCAUGAAGGAGACAAUGGAAAGUCUGGAAAACAAUAUUCAGUCAAGCCUCGACUACAUGCUACUGCUACAAAAUCCAAAAGAAAUAGGUCAGGACAAAGUGGCACAGGUGAGGGAAAGCUUCCUCAAUAUCAGCAGGAUGAUGCUACCGAGGUAUUCCUAGAGUCUCUUCUUAGUACCAUCAAGCCAAGUGGAGAAGAGAACGAUGUGACCUUAGACAUCAACUCUGAUGAGCUUAGGAGAUUUAUCGCUGAAUAUCAGGUGCAUGAUGUUAACCAACAGCAUGAAGGGGCAAGACCAACAGAAGACGGGGCCUCAAUCAGUUCAAGUGCUUCGGAAUCACUGGAUAGUUCACUCUCUGGAGAAGGGUUUGGUGGCUCGAAGAUCAAGCAAAAUAAGAAAAUGAUGAGGGGGAUGAGGCUUCUGGUAGCCAAUCUCCUACGAAGUAAGACAACUGCCAUGGCAAGCCCAUCAUUGGGUAGCGAGGAUGAGAGACAGAAAGAUGUGCGUCGCCAGAAGUUUAAGGAUAAAAGCAAGCGGAGGGAAGAGAAAUGUUUGCUGAAUCAAAGUCUUGAUGGGCAAUCGUCACAGAGUGAUGCUUCAUUAAAUCAUACCCCACCUUCUGUUUUGAAGAUUCCCUCCGAGGUAGAUAGUACCACUGCUGCAUUCAAAGUAGCUAGAGUGAAAUGUACUGACAGGCAUGAAGCAUACUCAGGAAUAAAUGAAGAGGCAGACAAGGUGUUUAGAGUUGCAGUUGAAGAGGAUAAAUCAACUUUGGAACAAUAUUUAAGAAGUAACCCUAGUUUGAGAGACUCUAGAGAUUGUCAUGGCAAUGUGCUCUUGCAUGUCAUGUGUCGUCAAGGAAACCUAGAGAGCUUACAGUGGUUGGCAUCUGGACUGUGUGGACAUCACAUAAGUCUAGAAAACAAUAACUGCUUUACACCAACUGCUAUUGCAGUCAAAUAUGGCAGACUUGAUUGUGUUGAAUGGUUAAUAAAUGAAACAAAGGCCAAAGAUGAGCUCCACUCUCAAGAUAAUAGAUGGUCCUUGCUUCAUAUUGCAUCCCGUUAUGGACAGGAACCAUGUUUGCGAUGGCUGCUCCAAUUUAUGCAAAACACUGGCAUCCACCUCGAUUCUCUUGAUCGUCAUGGCAACUCACCCUCCCACCUUGCUGCUCGACAUGGCCACCUGAUGUGUCUACAGACUCUUGUAGAGUUCAACUGUGACAUUACCAUGGUGAAUGGUAAAAAGCAGACUCCGUGUAGCCUAGCAACUAAGUACAAUCACAACACAUGUGCUCAGUUCUUGGUGGUGACGGAGACGUGUGUGUCUUUGUCUGACCAGGUUACUCAACUCCGAAGAGACCUCAGAGAGUACCACAAUGAAAAAGUACAGCUGAAAGCAAGGCUAGACGAUGCUAUCCUUUGUAGCGAGGCCCUUGUCCGCAUGCAUCCCAGAGACACAACGCAGCGGAUAGAUCAGAUCCAACAACAGUAUGUUGAUUUGACUAAUCUCUUAGUGAGAAGGAUAGAUGAUAUGCAUCAGAAGACAGAUAAAGAAGGGGCUCAUAGCAGAUCAUCAUUCACAGGAAAUUGUCAUGACUUAGGUGAUGAUAUAGCCUCGUGCAAGCGACGUGCUAAUGAGCUCCAGGACUCCUGCACACAGCUCUUGGAGGAGGAGCAUGCUCGUCAAGGUUCCAGUCAAGAGGGAGAACUCUCUCGGAUCCAGGAGACCUUACACAAGCUCCAACAGCCUGAUGAGUUGCCAAGCUCAAUAGGUCAAAGGUCACAGCUUGAGGAUUACAACUCAGAGCCCCUCAAAGACAUGAGGAAAAGGCUGAAUGAGGUUAGUUUACUGCGAGCUGCCAGUCCGUCCGUGAUGAAUGUACCACUCUCUGACAAGCAAGACAGUGUUAGUCUGAGCAGCAGUUAUACAUCCUUAAGCUCUUCAUCAUCAUCCCUCUCUCUGAUGACAAAUGGUUUAAAUGCGACUUCAAAACCACCACUUCAGAAACAAGUAUCAUGGGAGGAUCAACAACUUCACAGGGGUGUGUUGAACAAUAGGAAUGGAGGAACUUGUCACAGUGAAACUGAAAGUUCAACCUCGAGCAUAAGGAUUGUGGAGCAGGAAGACCUCGCAUCCAAAGUGAAAAGACACUUGAAUGAUUUGAUCUCAGGGAAAAGUAGUAGUCAGAUAAAUUCCAAAAAAUUUCAGUCUUCCCAAAACAAUCAGUAUUAUGCAAAAGAGGAAAGAGACUUUCCGACACCCACCAACCCUUCAACAACGGAUGGUGUGCUGACAGCCGUAUCCAUUGGAUCUCGUGCUAGGGCAUCCACAAAUAGUAGUGCACAGCAGUUGCGCAUGAAGCAAAAUCAAAUAAAUCAAUCUCUUGAUGCACUCAUGAAAAGUGCCCUGCCAGAUGUAAUCAACUCUGGAGAUGCUAAAAGAGGUCAGGUAUCCCCAUCGAGUGAUAGCAAGCUGUCAACCUCAAGUGAAGACCUUUCCCAUUCCUGGCAUGGAGGAUCAGACAAUCAAAGCAGGAAUAGACCACUCCUGUCUAGAUUAAAAACAUCUCAUUCUGCAGACUUUGCAUUGAAAGAUACAACUAAUAUGAAACAUCAAAGACAUAGCAGUGAGAAUAGCCCACUGCAUAUGAAAGUAUUGUCAUCCAUGAAAAGCGAGGAUGACAAGAUUCUCCAUAGACCCAUGACCAACUCAAACAAUAGAAGCUCUGUCUUGUCUGUACCAGUCUUCAUGCGGAAGCUGCAGCCUACAGGACAUGUCCCAGGAGGAGAGGUAUCUGUUCAUGUUGAUCUGAUGAACCAUGAGAAUGACUUGGAAACAGAUGCCGCUGAUGAUUCUUACAUACCUAGACUCAAUUCUGACUCAAGUCUCAGCAGCGCCACAUCUUCUGAUGUAGUUUGGUCUGAUAUCGAUCAUCCAGAUGGCCCAGAUGCUGGCCCUAUGUACAAACGCAGGGCAGGAAUACUCAAUCGAACCCGCAGAACCGGAGAGGGUAAUCGCAAGUCACGUAACCGUCACAUCAAAUUUGCCCUGGACGAAGACAACUGUCCGUCGAGCCCUACCUCCGACACAUCUUCUCAUCGAAGGGAUCUCUCUCCGAUCUAUGAGUCCGAGUCUCAUCGUCAACAGCGUGAACAGAAUGCAGAAUUCCAUAGUCCUGUUGACACCGCCUCUCCUUGCAACUAUAACCCUCCCAUGCUUGGUCAUCGUGAGUAUAGGGUUAACUUCUACAGCAGUGAUGAUGAUGAUUAUGAACCAGAGUCACCACCAGAAGACAGUCCACCCAUUUCAGGAUCUAAUUUAUCACAUGCUCAGGAUCGUACAGUUGAUGAAAUUCUGCAAGAUCCCACCAUUGAUGGUCAGGAAGAGAAUGAUAAGUUUUGGUAUGAGAGCUCUGAAGAGGACGAAGGUAGCGCAGAAAGACAGAGUUUAAGUGCUUCUAUUGGAGGAACAGCAGAAAGACACAUCUGCUAUCUCUAAGGACUUCUUACAUCUAGACAUGACAGGAAAAACUCAUCAGUUCACGUUGCAUCAUAAAAAGCAAGAUAUAUGCUAUUGAAGUACAUGUAUGACCAACGGUGUGACUAGUUCUGACAAAGAUUGCGGUAAUUAACCCAUUGACUACUGAAACCAGGUGGUCACUUUAUAAUGAAACCUAAGGAAUUAAAGAAUACAGAAGUCAAUGGGUUAAGGAUACCUUAUUCAACAAGGAAGAAACUCCUGCAUCUUCCUUUGAUAAAGUCAAAACCUCUUCUGGAACCAUUAUACCUUCUUCAGAGACUGAAUUUGGCAGAGGUAGAAGCACAGAAACAGUGUAUUGAGCUUCUCUUAAUUUUCCACAUAUAUACUACCGGUUUAUAAAGUCAAUUGUUUUAACCAUUUUCCCUUUCAUUGCUCCAAUCUUAGCUAUGUAAAUUCUACAGGUGACAACAACCUUGGCGAUUGCUUGCCUGUCUUUGGUAAACGAAGGUUGCAUAGAGACUUUAUUGCAGCUGACCUGUGGACUGUAGUUUCUUGAGGAGCAUCAAGAAUCGUCUUAGAGAGUCCUUUUCUUUUAUCCAUUACAAAUUACUUAUCAUCAGUAUACAAUGAAGCUUCAGCAGUAAUGAAGACACAGUGUUUCAUAUGAAGGUUUUGUAUAAUGGUGGUGGGGGGGGGUAUGUGAAAAAUUGACAAAUAUUUUAAGUUCUAGGCUAUAGUUGGUUUUUCAUGUUCUCUAAAUAGAGCCUUGUUUUUUUUAAAGAAAAUUAAUAACUCCAAAAUGGAACAGGAAAUUCAAUACAGAAGGUUAGAAAUCUAAAGUCACAAUUUGAAUAUUCUACAGAUUACCAUUCUAAUAAAAACAAACACAACUUCAUCACCCCUUGCUGACAUUUUUUUCUACACAUUUCUAUUACUGUACAUAAAUCAAUUUAUUUGUCAAGUUGGUGUUUCUUUUCACUGUAUUGCUAGAAAAAAGAUAAAGUCCUCUUGUCAUGAAUGAUGGAAUGAUUGUCGUUUAUUAAAACAAAGAGUUCUAGCACAAUAACAUGACUUAGAACCUGAAAUAUCACAUGGUAGUAAGACAAUCCCUUACCACAGAACCAGCUCUCUCCCUCAAAUCGUAUCAUGUAUUUGAUAUUUCUUAGUUGAUACCAUAUCAUGAUCAUUUGGCAUCAAUAUUUUCAUUGUGCUCUAAACUUACAAAUUUAUAUAUAAAAAAAUAUCCAUUAUAAGGCUCCAGCCUUAGAACCUGAGUCUGUUUUACCAAUCUCAAAGUAGCAGCAGAUUCUGUCACUUGGGGUCUCGGUCAUAUAAACUCUGGAAGCAAUUGCCCAGAUAUUUUAAAGAUAAUAUUAAUGAAAGACUGUGUUGGCUGGUUUGCACAUGGUAUAUUACUUGUGUAUUCUGCCCCUGUGUAACAUUGAAAAAUUGAUGAAAUGAAAGUGAAACACCUGUUCAAGAACUGCACAAAUUCACAAAGAAAAUGGGUGGGCUGAAAUGUAAAUUGCACUUUGAAACAGGUUUCAUAUUGCUUUUUCAUGAGAUGAUGACAGUUCAUGUAAUUCAUUAUUAAAGAAAAGUAAAAUAUUUACAAAAUGAAUAGAAUACAAUACAUACAGCAUGUGAAAUAAUAUGGACAGAGGCAUUUGGCGCUUGAAUAUGUGAUGUGAUAAAAUCAGAAAAUUAGAGAAGCAUAUUGAUUUCUUGUUUGAGAGUAAAACUGGUUUUAAUAGACUGGUAAAGCAUUUACCUUGUUAUCAUGUCAUCUUU
Messenger RNA from Lytechinus pictus (painted urchin), 5635 nucleotides. RefSeq names its product synphilin-1-like. The coding region runs from base 230 to 3862 and encodes 1210 amino acids. The transcript is spliced from 14 exons. Lineage: Eukaryota; Metazoa; Echinodermata; Echinoidea; Temnopleuroida; Toxopneustidae. Gene Ontology annotation, molecular function: ubiquitin protein ligase binding. The record is from RefSeq and is a predicted model, not a curated record.